Messenger RNA from Ziziphus jujuba (common jujube), 1137 nucleotides. Its product is annotated as disease resistance protein RPV1-like. The coding region runs from base 1 to 1059 and encodes 352 amino acids. Lineage: Eukaryota; Viridiplantae; Streptophyta; Magnoliopsida; Rosales; Rhamnaceae. The record is from RefSeq and is a predicted model, not a curated record. The transcript has 2 exons. Gene Ontology annotation, biological process: defense response; signal transduction.
AUGGAUGAAAUAGUACCUUCGCCCUUUUCCUCUUCUUCAUCAUCUUCUUCAACCCCAAGAACAAUAAUGAAACAUGAUGUUUUCUUGAGUUUCAGAGGCAAAGACACGCGUAACAACUUCACCGGCCAUCUUUAUUAUGCUUUGCGCCAUCAAGGAAUUAGAGCUUUCAUCGACAUCCAACUCGAAAAAGGAGAAGCAAUCUCACCCUCACUCUCUUCAGGAAUCCAACAGUCUCUAAUUUCCAUCGUUGUAUUCUCCGAGAACUACGCAUCCUCCACGUGGUGUUUGGAUGAACUUGUCAAGAUCAUGGAGUGUCGGGAAUCGUUCAGACAAUUGGUGUGGCCAAUCUUUUUCAAUGUAGAGCCGUCCCAUGUAAGAAAUCUGACGGGCAGUUUUGGACAAGCAUUAGCCAUGUUUGAAGCUGAUUCAACUGGAAAGUACAAGGAAAAACUGCCCAAAUGGAAGACUGUUUUGAACAAAGCUGGCAAUCUAUCCGGAUGGCAUAUAGCCAGCUGCGACGGGGAUGAAUCUCAUCGUGUAAUCCAAAAAGUUGUUGAAGCAUCAGUAUGCGAAUUGAAGCCUGCUGUACCUCUUCUGAUGGACCUGUACCCUGUUGGAAUUAGAGACUGUCUACAGGUUGUUGAUUUGGGGUCGAUAAAUAAUGCUGGAAACUAUGAUUUAGAAAUGUUGGAAAUUUAUGGAAUUGUUGUUAUUGGCAAAAGUAGCAGUGCUAAAGCUGUUUCGAAUAAAUUUGCGAAUGAGUUCCAAAGCUCCAACUUCCUUGCAAAUGAUGGGGAAACAUCAAAGCAAUACUGUGGUGGCCUGCAGGUUCAUAAACCCAAAAGUGGUGCUAAUCAGGUGCUUCAUGGUUUGAACCAGUACUCACGGAUCAUUAAAGUUUCUCGAGCCAGCAGUGGAAAGGAUAGGCACAGCAAAGUCUUGACCGGAAAAGGGUUAAGGGACAGAAGAGUUAGGUUAUCAGUCGCCACAGCUAUUCAGUUCUAUGACAUUCUAGUUAGGUUGGGUUUGAUCAACCUAGCAAAGCUGUGGAAUGGCUGAUUAGAGUGGCUUCAGAUGCCAUUUAUGAGCUUCCUUCUCACCCCACUUGUUCAUUUCCUAAUGCAACGGAGCAGCUGA